GUUACUUCUGAAGAAGAGCUAUAUAACUCGGUGGGUCUUACCUGGUAAAAUAUUUGUUUUAUAGAUAUAGUUUUAAUUUUUUAUUGUUUUUGACAUGUGGCCAUGUCAGAAUAUGACUUUGAAAAGGACAUUCAGACCCUCAACGUUGAGAAAAGGAGAAAGAGGGAGAGCCAGUACGAGACACGGUAAGAAGUUGUCAUGGAAGACACGAGGCGUUACCGUGGAGAUGGCGUAGAAUUGAGGGGGGGGCGGUGGACUCAGAAAGGGGACCCCACCUCGUGGCACAAACGCCCAGAAGAACAAUUCCCCAUAAUGACCAAUUUGUAACAAAUUAAUACCGUACCGUGAAAUGCGUUGUUGUACAUACAUGCUGAUGUUUGUUGAAGUUAUGCAAAUAAUGUGGCUUGGGGCAUGUAUGUGAUAAGAUAAUAUUAGCUUCGAGAAUUAUACCCUUUGUGUGUUGUUUGUAUCGUGUGUUCAAAUAGGAAUACAAUGCCCUCGGCUUCAGCAGUGCCAAAGCCGGAGGAGGCCUCCAACGAUGGGAAGGAGGAGGAGACGCCGGGCCUGAAAGACAACAGUACCGGCGUGGGCAUGAAAAAUCAGGAUAACAGCUUGCUGAUGGUGCCCCCGAUGAUUGCGUUGGAAACUGUUGCGGACUCUAUCCAGGAAAGUGACAAGGACAAGGAUAUCCACCGCACCUUCUACACAGGCCUGCAAGUUUUAAAUAACUUUGUGAGUGAUGUAAUGGACAUCCCAAAGGGAGGCCCUUACAUGCGGGAUGGAAAGAGGCGGGUUGACUUCGUGUUGGCGUACCACUUCAAGAGGCACAGAUCAUUUCCUGGGAGCCCAACAAGUGAAGAAAACACUGCAACAACUUUGGAAGUCAUCACUGCUCCAGCUGAGAAGUUGGAAACUGAAGACGAGUUGACCAAACGCACACGUUCCAGAAAGACGUCCGUGUUGGAGGAGGGCAGGGAGACGGGACUCAGCAGCCACCACCUUCUGGAGAAAGAGCAGAUGAUUUGCCGGGAGGAAUUUGAGCAAAACUUAAUGGAUGCCAGACUUGAACUGGAAUGGGAUGAGGAAGUAAGUGUUUUCGUUUACACGAAUAUAUUGAAGCAUUGACGGUGGUUGAUGAUGUGUGCCAAACUUGCUGAACCAAAAUUAUCGUUGCUCCUGCCAGUUGUGAGGCUACCACGUUAUAUCCUCUGUAUCACAGGUGUGCAAUUUUAUGCAUAGACAAAGACCCCCCCGUAUAGCCUGUAACAGACUGUUGGGACAA
Petromyzon marinus (sea lamprey) is the source of this 1282-nucleotide messenger RNA. The record is from RefSeq and is a predicted model, not a curated record. Lineage: Eukaryota; Metazoa; Chordata; Hyperoartia; Petromyzontiformes; Petromyzontidae.